GAAACAACCUGCUUAAAGCCAAUCCAAGAAAAGAAAAAACCUGAAAAACCAAACCCACCAAAAUGAGUGAUCACAACCCAAACCAAACUACAAAGCAUUAGGAUACAAAAUAAUCACAUUAUAUAAUUAUACACCAUGGGAUUCCGUUGGCUUGAUUAAGGCAAAUGAUUGCCAUUAUCAAUAUCAUAUAGUAUGUUUCAAGACUCAAUUGUCUCGGUUCCCCUGAGCCAAUAGCUACAAAUUAGCAGAGAGCGUGAUUAUGGCAGAGGAAUCUGAGGCAAAAUGGGAAGGUAAAGCUGUAGUUGAGGUAGCAGGAGUGGGAGCUGAAGUUGUAUGGCCUGUAUUAGAGGAUUUCUGCAACGUACAUAAAUGGCUUCCCUUAGAUUUUUGUUACCAUGUUGAAGGGAUUCAAGGUCAACCUGGUCUCAUCCGUUACGCUGGUUCUUCCUCCAUAAAAGGGGGUGCUGCUACUGAUACUGCUACUGCUGAUGACACAACCUUCACGUGGGGCAAAGAGAAGCUGCUGAAAAUGGAUCCCGUCCAACGUUGUUUGUCCUAUGAAAUUCUCGACAACAACUUGGGAUUCAAGUCCUAUGUGGCCACAUGGAAAGUACUAGAUGCUGAAAUUGGGUGCAAGAUCCAAUGGGAGUUUGCGUGUGAACCUGUGGAAGGGUGGAGUUUCCAAGGUCUCUACUCAGUCAUUGAGUCCUGUCUCAAGUUCAUGGCCAACAAGAUUCAGAGCUUGCACGCUUCUGACAAAGAUUGAAGCCAGAAUUGUUAAAAUGUGAGGACUAUUCUGAUAAGCAAGAAUAGUUCAAGGACCUGUUUGUAAUAAGCUAGUUGUUUAAUUUUAAGUUUGUUAGAGUUAGUUCAGGUUGUUAGAACUAAUUAGCUGACCUGGCAUGCCAGCUGUACUAGUUAGUUACACCAAGCUAGAUUAGUUAGAAGUUGAUAAUCACUAUAAAUAGUGAUUUACAUUGUAACUGAAGGUUAAGAUGAAUAAUCAGAGAUUCAAUUGAAGUUUUAUCUUCUUCUUCCU
Molecule: messenger RNA, 1039 nt
Organism: Lotus japonicus
Lineage: Eukaryota; Viridiplantae; Streptophyta; Magnoliopsida; Fabales; Fabaceae
Product: lachrymatory-factor synthase-like
Exons: 1
Coding region: 260-766 (168 amino acids)
Source: RefSeq, a predicted model, not a curated record